Molecule: messenger RNA, 3907 nt
Organism: Exaiptasia diaphana
Lineage: Eukaryota; Metazoa; Cnidaria; Anthozoa; Actiniaria; Aiptasiidae
Product: serrate RNA effector molecule homolog
Exons: 21
Coding region: 70-3528 (1152 amino acids)
Biological process (GO): primary miRNA processing; mRNA processing
Cellular component (GO): nuclear body
Molecular function (GO): nucleic acid binding
Source: RefSeq, a predicted model, not a curated record
UGCGCCAUCUUGUGGUGUUGAUUUCUUUGUUGUGAUAAAAUACUCAUUUUUGUCACAAUUAUCCGAAAAAUGGGGGACAGUGACGAGGAAUAUGAUAGACGAAGGGCACGUGAUAAGUUUCGCCGCGAAAGAAGUGAUUAUAAUGAUCGUAGACGCGAUAGAGAUGAUCGAGGAGGUUCCAGAAGAGAAGACUGGUCGGACAGAAGACGAGAUCAAGGGUCGUGGGAUCAAAGACGAAGAGGCGAAUAUCGAGACUUUGAACGAGGACGGAGAGAUAGUUCUGGCCGACAUCAUGAAAUGAGUCCUCCAAUGCCGAAGCGUAUGAGGAGAGAUUGGGAUGAGCCAUUUCACAAUGAUGGUAAUUUCCCCUAUGGGGGAGGAGGUAACAAUGCAGGGGGAGGCAUGCAUCAUGGCUGGAAUCAUCCUGGUGGUGAUGUUCAGCAGAUGCAGAUGGGGCAGGAUGCCAGACAGAUGAGACCUGAUGGUUCAGCCGAGGGACACCAGGGACCUGUUAUGCUGACCUUYAAACAGUUCCUAAAUGCACAAGAUGAUAACAUUGAUGACAUGGAAGCAGUGAAAAAAUACCAAGAGUACAAACUAGAGUUUCGUAAAACCCAACUUGGAGAUUUUUUUCAGCAGCACAAAGAAGAGGAAUGGUUUAGAGGUAAAUAUCAUCCUAAAGAAGCAGCAAUAAAACAGAAAGAAAUGCAAAAAGCAGUGAGACGAAGAGUUUCUUUCUUCCUGGAAUUAAUGAAGUCUGGUCGUGCUGAUUCCCUGUUGCUGGACACAGAACAUAGUGAUGACAUUGUGAAACUGUUGGAUGCAGUGGUCAUCAAGCUUGAGGGAGGAUCAGACUUUGACUUGUCUAUCCUGGACCGUUCACCAUCGCCAGAGAGAAAACUGGGUGAUGACAGAGAUGGUGAGAAGCUUUCCAAAAGAGACAGAAGAAAAGAAAGUGCUAGAUCCCAGUCUAGCUCGCCUUCCCGUUCUCCUGCUGCAAGAAAAUCAACGGAAAAGAAAGAUUCUAGUGAGGUUUUCAUCCCUCCAGUAUCGCCAUCAUCCGUUCCUUUACCUGAUGCUCCUCCACCUAAAGGUAAACCAGAAACUGCCUCUCAGAGUGAUGCUAAACCCAUGUCAAUGCCUGAUCCUACACCAGAACAGAAACAAUUACAGCAAAGAGCACAACAUUAUCAUCAACAGAGUCAGCAUUACCAGCAACAGUCGGCAGAGCAAUCAGGACAACAAGAAGAACCAAAACCCACUGAGGGUACAAAGGAUGAACCUGGUAAGAAAAGACGUAAACAUCGUCACCGUGAACCAUACUAUUAUGAUGCAAUGGAAGAUGAUAGCGAAAGUGAGUCAGACUCAGAAUCUGACUCAGAACCAGCKCCCCCCGGUGAGGAAAUAGUGUCAAGUGAAUCUAAAGGCGAAGAGGAACUACUACCACCAGGAGUUGAGGCUUCUGCUGGGGAUACAAGCAUUCAAUUACCAACAAGCUCAUCRGGCACUGACAUUGUUACUAAACCAGCUGACAAGUCAGAAGCUGAUGAAGCAGCRGUAGGUUCAAGUGAAUCUGUCACCAGUCAAGAUAAAAAUCCAACAAAGGCAACAACUUCAAUGUCAGAUGAUGCAGCAAUUGAUUCCACUCAAAGCCCAGACCCCAAGAAACCAUCUGAGAGUCCUGACCAAUCAGAGGAAAGUAUCAAAACAGGAGACCCYCAGGUUGGGAGUACUGUCAAUAAUGAUAAUGGUAUUAGCACAAGACUAAGUGAGGAUGUAGAGAUGGUUGCUGCUUCAUCUAGUGAAGCAGAACGAAGAACUUCACAGGAUGCUGAGACAACAUCAAAUGAUGUCAAACCACCAUCGACACCUGUCACUCCUGACAUGGCCAAGAAAAAUGAAGAAGCUAUAGAUUCUAACAAACUAGCAGAGAAAAAAGAAGUACAAGAAGAAGAAAGUCCAAUGAAGACAACACCAAUCAAGGAAUCAAAGGAGAAUACCAUUGAAGAGAAGGAAAAGGAUUCUGCAGAAGAAGGAGAAGCAAAGGCAAAGGAGCCAUCUUCCCCUGAACCAAGACCUCUUCACAAGACAUAUUCAUUAUUCAUGAGAAAUAUACCUCCUAACAUCUCCAGGACCGACAUUGGCGCUAUUUGCAAGAGAUUUCCUGGUUUUCUUCGAGUUGCUCUGUCAGACCCAAGCCCAGAUAGGAGAUUUUAYCGAAGAGGCUGGAUAACUUUUGAAAGGAGUGUUAACAUCAAAGAUAUCUGUUGGGAUUUGAAYAACAUCAGGAUCAAAGAUGCAGAACUAAACCCUGUAGUCAAUCGUGAUCUGUCRCGUCGUGUUCGUUCAGUCAGYGGAAUUACAUUUGCAAAACAAGUGAUCAGGGAGGACAUCAAACUGGCUGCUCAGUUGGUUAGAAUACUGGACAAAAAGGCUGCUGUGUAUGAGAAAGAAAAGAAAACAGAAGAAACAAAUGGGAGUGAAAAGGAAAAGGAAAGUGAGAAAAAAGAAGAAAAGGAAGAAGGAGAAGAAGGACCAUCAGAGGAAAAAGAACCUUGCUUCAACAUCCCUGAUGCUAAUCCUAUCCUAGCAUCCCUGUCAGAAGAUGCUACAGAAGAAGAAGAAGGUGAAGAAAUGGAGCUACUAGGAACGUCAUCUGCCACUAAGGACAGUACRGARCAAUCAGAAGUAGACCUGACGGUUGAUGUGAACCUACUGCGUGUGCUUGAUAGAAUGAUACUCUAUCUUCGUGUUGUGCAUUCAGUGGAUUACUACAAUGGUGGAGACUAUCCCCAUGAAGAUGAGAUGCCAAAUCGAUGUGGAAUAAUACAUGUCAGAGGACCAGCUCCAGAGAAAGCUACGCAAUCUGAAGUCCAAGAAUGGCAGAAGUCAUUGAAACAAAAACUUGAACCUUACAUGGAGAAUAAAGAGCCUAUUAGUGAUGAAGAAGUCUUGAAACUSGGCAAGAAAGAUCCAGAAGCUGAAAUUGAAAAGUUUGUUGAAGCCAACACACAAGAGCUCUCUAAAGACAAGUGGCUUUGCCCUCUGAGUGGGAAGAAGUUUAGAGGACCAGACUUUGUCAGAAAACACAUCUUUAACAAACAUGCUGACAAAGUGGAGGCUGUCAAACUAGAGGCAGAGUUUUUCAAUCGAUACUUGAGUGACUCAAAAAGACCACAGGACCCUGAGCCAGCAGCCCAGAAAAAUGCUGGUCCUCAGGGGGGKCAUGUAGGGGGACAAAUGUAUGGUGGUCAGCAGCAUGAUGGGCAAGGCAUGAUGGGAUGGAGUCCUAGACCUCAUAUGAUGAUGUAUGGUCCACGUGGUCCAUAUGGAACCCCACAUUCAUUUGGAGGGUUUGGUCCAGAGGGAUAUGGUAGAGGGGCAGCCCACACCUUUCCACCAAAGCCAAGAAGAUUUGGAGAUGGUGGUCGUGGUUUUAGGCAGCAGGACAGGGGAUUUCAUAGAGAACAGCGACARAUUGUACAGUAUAGGGACCUUGAUGCACCUGAAGACACUGAUAUGUUCUAAUGCUGGACAGAUGAUUGCUCAAGACAUCACCAACAUUUUCUUCUUAUCUAUGGCCAUUUAUAUAUUACAUGCCCUGCAGUAACUUAUCAACAAAAUGUAACUUAUUACAGUAUCAAGCAAAGUAGUGRUAUAAAUGUUUGUCAGUAAUUAGGAAUUUAUAAUAAUUAUUAUUUUGUCUCUGACGGUAAAAACGUUAUAGUAAAGUAAGCUGUAAUUAAUUGUACUUGACAUGUGAUUUAGAUGGGUCGUCUAUGGUUUUCUGAGACAGGAAGCCCAAAUUACUAUCACUGGUCGUGGUAGGUCUUGUGUCAACAUAAUCUUCCCUUUUUAAGUAAUUUAAUAUUGUGAAUAGUAAAUAAAGAAUGACCUAAUCUUAAAA